Teleopsis dalmanni is the source of this 998-nucleotide messenger RNA. Its product is annotated as hepatoma-derived growth factor-related protein 2-like. The coding region runs from base 283 to 993 and encodes 236 amino acids. Gene Ontology annotation, biological process: regulation of transcription by RNA polymerase II. Gene Ontology annotation, molecular function: transcription coregulator activity; double-stranded DNA binding. Lineage: Eukaryota; Metazoa; Arthropoda; Insecta; Diptera; Diopsidae. The record is from RefSeq and is a predicted model, not a curated record. The transcript has 2 exons. Gene Ontology annotation, cellular component: nucleus.
UAUUAAUGGUAUGGUACUUCUCCUUUACUUGGAAAGUACGGGUACAGACAUAUUAAGUAAACUCACAAUACAUUGAAAUGAUAGGCUAAAUAAUCUAUUUAGCCAUGGAUGUAAUUCUGAACGUUCUGUGAAAUAUGUCAUAUUCCAAUAAUAUAAUGAAAAAAUACAACUCAGUUCUAAAUAUAUUGUCAAAGCAAUAGGAGUUGAAACAAUUUGACGUGAUUAAGAAAACCAUCACAUACAUCAUUUUGAAGAGCAAAAUUUCUGAUUUGGUAAACGAAAAUGGGUAAACCAAAAGUAGUCUUUGCUAUUGGGGAUUUGGUAUUCGCAAAAGUUAGAGGUUACCCUACAUGGCCGGCGAAGAUCACUUCUCAUAAGAACGGCGUUUACAUUGUUAUCUUCUAUGGAACUGGCGAUGAAGGACAUAUUAAGCGUCAAAAUCUUUUUCAAUACACAGAAAAGGCGAAAAAAAAAUUCUCAACGGCAAGGGCAUUAAAAGAUCCCGCUUUUCGGAAGGGGAUUGAGGAAGUUGAGGCGGCAUUAAAGGACGUACACCCCGACCCUAUAAGGGGUGAUGACAUUGCAGACGAUACUCAACCUGAUGAUAAUGUUGCAGCUAUUAAUACCUAUGCUGGUGGUGAUGAAGAACAAAUGACUGCUGGAGAAUCUGUCAAUACGUCAGAGACGGUAGAAGUUAAUGAGGAAAACAUACGGGUCGCCAUACGGGUGGACGAGGAAAAGAGCAGUCAACCUAAAGAUUACCCCAAUGUUACAUGCAUCCGAAGACCAAUAACACCUGAGCACUAUGUUGACAAGAAGGAAUGCCUAGCUACAGGUCAAGAGGAUAAUGUAAUUUCAGUGGAAGGUGAAUGUUCUAAAAACAUUGAUGCUAAUAAGCCAAAGACAAUAAUCCCUCCAAAUACAACCCAACUCAAAUUAAAUAAGGUUCCCUUUACUCGUAUUCCGCCUUAUAUAAUUAAUUAUAUGCAAUAAUUUCA